Alternaria alternata is the source of this 1174-nucleotide messenger RNA. RefSeq lists its product as hypothetical. The transcript has a single exon. Bases 318 to 950 code for a protein of 210 amino acids. NCBI's taxonomy places the organism in Eukaryota, Fungi, Ascomycota, Dothideomycetes, Pleosporales, Pleosporaceae. The record is from RefSeq and is a predicted model, not a curated record.
UCCUUCACCGCUUCUUUUUGAACGAGGUUGUUCCGACAGUGCAGAAGGAUGUGUACUACAGCCGGAAUCGGAACGACUUCUUCGAGUAUAGGUUCAUGGCGUGGAUUACGACGAUGCGUGGUCAAUGACUUCGAGACGAGGGGUGGCGUACGACGAUAGCUGGUCAUCCACGAUAAUUUUGGUGACAUGUGACUACCAGCGAUUUUAUCUAGCUGUUUUUACAGUAGAAGAUGCUCAUUUCCAGUUACACAUAGGUCGUAUGCGGUAUUGUGGGCCCGAGAUGUCCGGAUGAAAAGUUGGGUUUCAUCUCCAGCGACAUGACUCCAGUAGCAGUUCUGCAAACCAUCAUAGUUUUUGUGAGUACCAAGAGGUCGCAGUACGUUGAGCCAAACUCGGCCUACACUUCACUUCGAGUCUUGUAUCGUGUCCCACACGUAAACUGUCAGCUAUGUGCGUACGUUCUUCGUUACGACGAAGCCGACUGCCAUGUCGUGAUUCGAUCUGUAGCAAAACUGUGGGGUCUUGGAAAUAAAUGCAUGUGCGUAAAGAAGUACAAAACUUGUUUUGACGUUGUUCAUGGGCUUUUCGUAGAAAUCAUGGCGAGCCGUGGCCUUUGGCGUGAGUUUCAAAUCCCGGCAACUCGGAAGCGAAAGGCAUAUCGAUACCAGCUUAUCACAACGACUUAUCGUUACACGCAUGUUUGUCCGCUUGAGUAUAUCACGAAGUGUAUGGCAAGGCUUGGUGUAGGAGUCUGGUUGCCUGUUAUCCUUGGGAUCUCGAAGAAUUCUGACGUAGCAGAUACGCAAUUGGCUUACCAGCUUGCAUGCAACGGCAUGGUGCCGUAUGACCACGACGCGCACUAUUUGAUGGAAGGAAUGAAAUUUACAAUGGCAUGCUUUAAUCUUCUCUUUGACCGACAGUGCCCUUACUCCCAGAGAUUAGACGGCUGAUGAUCGAUGUCCAUGAGUGAAAAUACGAUGCGUUUGACGGCUCGGAAAAGUGAAGUAAUCUCUUGUUCUUGUUUUGGAAAAGGUGGAAGAUACGACCAUGACACUAGAAGCCUGGAUAUAACUUUUGGUGAUCGGAUCUUUAGAUGGAAAGAAUGCGGAUGUAUUCGGGGUAGGUUAGUAUGCCUCCCAAUAUGUUGUUCGUACUUUCCAAAGACUCUGCACGA